Polyodon spathula (Mississippi paddlefish) is the source of this 1363-nucleotide messenger RNA. It is a transcript of the gene mien1, whose product is annotated as selenoprotein W, 2a. Gene Ontology annotation, biological process: positive regulation of filopodium assembly; negative regulation of apoptotic process. The transcript has 4 exons. The record is from RefSeq and is a predicted model, not a curated record. Lineage: Eukaryota; Metazoa; Chordata; Actinopteri; Acipenseriformes; Polyodontidae.
AGAGUGUUAGGAACUGCACACUGAAAGUGAGAUUGUGCUGCUGACUGUACUGCGUCAAUACCCACUUGGCUGGCGUGACGUUCCUGUUUAUAACCACGCCAUUUUAACAACACGUCAUUGCACGCACUGCGUCGAGUGACUGCCUCUUUGUUCCUGCAGAAAGUGCAAAUACACGGGCUGUGUGUAACUUUGAGGUUCAAUUAAAACUGUAAAGACUAACAACGAGCAUGGGGGUGAAAGUGCAUGUGGAGUACUGCGGCUCCUGAGGGUACGAGCCCCGCUAUCAGGAGCUGGCCAGGGUGGUGAUGGCUGAGUUUUCUGAUGCGGACGUCUCUGGCACAGUCGGGAGAUCAGGCAGCUUCGAAAUAGAAAUUAACGGGCAGCUUGUGUUCUCUAAGCUGGAGACCAGCGGAUUCCCUUACGAGGACGAUAUCAUGGGAGCCAUUCAGAGAGCCCACGACGGGGAACAGGUUGAGAAAAUCACCAACAGCCGUCCUCCUUGUGUCAUUCUGUAACUGGACAGACUCCCCAGGGUUGCAUGUCAACACAGCAGCAUCCAGACUCACUGCAGGGCAAGCCACAGGUUCAAUGGAUUCAUCAUCAUCAUCAUCAUGAGGGAUUACCUGGGGGCUGCAGGCAGGGACAUUUCAGUGCACUCUAUGCCUGUUUGUGCAUCAAUUCUCUAUUUGCCAUCUUUGCUGCUCCCGGGCAAUCCGACAAGAUGAACCAAUUAGAAACGAGAGCCGGCUUGCCGCUCUGUUCUCCUGUAGGGAGACACAGUGAUGGACGGCUUUGCCCUCGAGCUGUGUAUGCAAGCAGGGAUGCCAACUUCUGAAGCUCAACCAGACCUGGGGUAAAUAUAGUUGUAGAUAUGGUUUGUGAAAAGUAACUGUUUGAAAAUAAUUAAAUACAAACUGUAAUUAAAUACAGAUUGCAUUAAGUAACUUCUGAAAAUAUUUAAAUGUGUAAAGUAGUUGAAACCCUUUCAACUCUUCAUAAAUCUCUAACUGUGACAAACAGCUGCCUAAUUAUUAUCCUGCACUCUAAGCAGGUUGGGCCUUGUCCUUGCUAACCACUCAGUUAUCUUUUGGAAGCUGCUCUAUUUCAAUUAGAUUUAAUUUGAUCAAUUAACUGAAAUAUUUGAAUAUUUUAUUGCAGUGGGUAAAUAUUUGAACACAAUGAAAUAUCUUUAACGUCUGGUUCUGAAGUUAUUGAAUUGAACAUGUUUAGCAUUUUCCUCGUUACAAAUCCCUCCACAUUUGUGGUAGUUGCAAGACUUGGUACAUGAUUAUAUAUUUAGGGUAAUAAUUAGGUUUUAGUUUUUGAUUAUUCACAUACUGUUUGGGAAUAGUUGAAUAUAUAU